Papaver somniferum (opium poppy) is the source of this 462-nucleotide messenger RNA. Its product is annotated as ethylene-responsive transcription factor ERF003-like. Bases 1 to 462 code for a protein of 153 amino acids. The record is from RefSeq and is a predicted model, not a curated record. The transcript is spliced from 2 exons. Gene Ontology annotation, biological process: regulation of DNA-templated transcription. Gene Ontology annotation, molecular function: DNA-binding transcription factor activity; DNA binding. NCBI's taxonomy places the organism in Eukaryota, Viridiplantae, Streptophyta, Magnoliopsida, Ranunculales, Papaveraceae.
AUGGCCAAGUCUCAAAAAUUUAGAGGAGUUAGGCAAAGGCAUUGGGGUUCUUGGGUUUCAGAGAUUAGACACCCUAUAAUGAAGACAAGAAUUUGGUUAGGGACAUUUGAGACGGCCGAGGAUGCAGCACGAGCUUACGAUGAAGCAGCAUGGUUGAUGUGUGGAUCAAGGGCUAGAACAAAUUUUCCUUACAAUCCAAACGAGUUCAGAAAUACACGCGUUCUUUCGCCUACUUUAACGGCUAAGUUACAAAGAUGUUGCAUGGGUUCAUCGGCACAAGAACGGUUGGCUAAACCGGAAACAGUCGAUGAGACAAUGGAGAAGCAUGAUAAUGGUAGUAUGGAUGACGAGUACAUUCAAGAAAUGAUUAGUGAGCUUAUUUACUAUGGUUCAGUUGAGAUUUCUUCUGCCCCUUCACAAUCAUCAUCCUCGUCAUCGUCUUCUUCUUCCUUUUCAACUUAA